This is a messenger RNA of Suillus subalutaceus, 646 nucleotides long. Its product is annotated as thiamine diphosphate-binding protein. The transcript has 7 exons. Gene Ontology annotation, biological process: pyruvate decarboxylation to acetyl-CoA. Gene Ontology annotation, molecular function: pyruvate dehydrogenase (acetyl-transferring) activity. The record is from RefSeq and is a predicted model, not a curated record. The annotation marks the transcript as partial. NCBI's taxonomy places the organism in Eukaryota, Fungi, Basidiomycota, Agaricomycetes, Boletales, Suillaceae.
UGAAGAGGUAGCUCGCUACAAUGGCGCCUACAAGGUCUCCAAAGGUCUCCUUGACAAGUUCGGCGAGAAGCGUGUCGUUGAUACUCCCAUCACUGAGAUGGGUUUCGCCGGUAUUGCUGUCGGUGCUGCACUCUCAGGUUUGCGACCAAUAUGCGAGUUCAUGACCUUCAACUUCGCCAUGCAAGCUAUUGACCAAAUUGUCAACUCUGCUGGAAAGACUUACUACAUGUCCGGUGGAAACGUACCCUGUCCUGUUGUCUUCCGUGGCCCCAAUGGUGCUGCUUCUGGUGUCGCCUGGUAUGGCUCAAUUCCCGGUCUCAAGGAUUGUAAGGGUCUUCUCAAGGUUAUUAUUUUCUACAGUUUCUUUUGUAUUCCUCGGAAUGAGAUGAUGUACGGUGUCACCUUCCCCAUGUCUUCAGAAGCCAUGUCAGACAACUUCACCCUUCCUAUCGGCAAGGCAAAAGUCGAGCGUGAAGGAACCGAUGUCACUAUCGUAGCACACAGCAAGAUGUCACUCACAGAGGGUGUCAAGGCUGAGGUUAUCAACCUCCGUAGCAUUCGUCCUCUGGAUAUUGAUACCAUCAAGGCAUCAGUCAAGAAGACCAACCGUCUCCUCAUCGUCGAGGGUGGUUUCCCCGCCUUUGGU